Colletotrichum orchidophilum is the source of this 333-nucleotide messenger RNA. RefSeq lists its product as uncharacterized. NCBI's taxonomy places the organism in Eukaryota, Fungi, Ascomycota, Sordariomycetes, Glomerellales, Glomerellaceae. The record is from RefSeq and is a predicted model, not a curated record. The transcript has a single exon. Bases 1 to 333 code for a protein of 110 amino acids.
AUGCCCGACAACCGCUUCGAGUCGUGGUUCGGCAGGCGCGAAUGUAGCUUUUGCGGUGGUAGAGUUCAAGAGUGCGGCCACGGGACGGAGAAGGGGCCGUUCUUUCAUACUCGGCACCUCCGUGAGACCAAGGUUGAGUCUCCGCCGCGGAAGAAGAUCAAGUCGGAGACGUCUCAGGGCAAGAUGAUCGGGUCAUCGUCCCUUGCGAAGAUGGUCGCGUCGGAUAUUGAGUCCUCCCGGGGGCUGAAGCGCUCCUUUGAUGGACAGGGUACGGCCGGGUCUGUGGGGAAGAGGGUGAAUGUCCAGUCAGACAUCUUUGGCGGUGGUAUUUGA